This is a messenger RNA of Odontomachus brunneus, 1996 nucleotides long. It is a transcript of the gene Manf, whose product is annotated as mesencephalic astrocyte-derived neurotrophic factor homolog. Gene Ontology annotation, cellular component: endoplasmic reticulum. The transcript has 5 exons. The record is from RefSeq and is a predicted model, not a curated record. Lineage: Eukaryota; Metazoa; Arthropoda; Insecta; Hymenoptera; Formicidae. The coding region runs from base 211 to 741 and encodes 176 amino acids. Gene Ontology annotation, biological process: neuron projection development; dopaminergic neuron differentiation.
GUGCCGGCGUUGCCGCUCUCAGGCUUCUCUUCGACAAAAGUAAGCGCGGAAUAAACGUGGCUGAUGUGUCAGAAGAUAUUCGUUACAAAAGUAUUUGGAUUUGGAUCAUUAAAAUUGUCGCGUGUUACUCGGUUAUCGGAGUAAGUAACGGAGACAUCGCAUUAAAAGUACGCAGAUUAUUAGAUUAAACGUAAGGGAAACAGAAAAAAAAUGAAUACUUCAGUAACCUUUAUACUUUCCAUAUUUCUUGCAUUUAUGUAUGCUGUUACAGCUUUAAGAGAAGGUGAUUGUGAAGUAUGUGUUGCUGUUGUGGACAAAUUUAGUCAAACAUUAACACCAGAUGUCAAAAGUGAACCUAAGAAGAUUGAGGCAAAGUUUCGGGAAUUCUGUAAAAGCACAAAAUCCAAAGAAAAUAGAUUUUGUUAUUACUUAGGUGGAUUGGAAGAAUCUGCCACAGGUAUUUUAGGUGAACUUAGUAAACCACUAUCAUGGUCUAUGCCUGCUGACAAGAUAUGUGAAAAGUUGAAGAAAAAAGAUGCUCAAAUAUGUGAUUUACGAUUUGAAAAACAAAUUGAUCUUAAUACAGUAAAUUUGAAAAAGUUAAAGGUGCGUGACUUAAAAAAGAUUUUGAAUGAUUGGGAAGAAACGUGUGAAGGUUGUAUAGAAAAGACGGACUUUAUUAAACGAAUUGAAGAACUUAAACCUAAGUAUUCUAGUGGUAGCUCAAAGACGGAACUUUGAAGAAUUGUUUCCAAUUUAGAAAAGUAAUUAUGUUAGUAUGGCUAAAAUCUCGGUCUUUUCAAUUUGCAGAGGAAUUGUGUACAACAUUUAGAACACGUAUUUAUCUACGUAUGUCUUGUAUAGCUUCAUUCAGUAAAAAUUUGUCUUUAGUGACAGCCUCUUAAAAUGAAAUAUUUAGGUUUUGUCAAGUGGAAUAGCAACAAUUACAAAUGUUACUAUAGUAUAAGAAUUAGAAUGAAGCAAAACAAUUAUGGACAAUGAAUGUUUCGCAUCAAACAAUGUUUCUAUAUUCCAAUAAUUUCGAGAAGCGCAUAUAUACAGGAUGUCUGAUACGAAAUGGCCAAAAGCACAUGUAAGCAGAUGGAUUAUUGGUCAAAAUAAACAAAAAAUUUCUCUAUUUUGAACCAUGUAAAAUUUCAAAAUAUUAAUGAAAAAAUAAUUGGCAAACUAGUACAUGCAAUGCCGUAGAACGAGCUCUGUAAACACAAAAUCUCAUCGAAAAUGGCUGAAACGAAACUUUUUUAGCAACAUGCCUACAGUCAACCAAUAGUCUGUCGCUAAGAAGUAAUCGCGCUUCAGUUAUUUGGCGAUGAGAUAUUUUUAGUUUAAUUUAUUUGACCUAAUCCAUUUAUACAUGUGCUCUUAACCACCUCGUCUCAGAUAUGUAUAUUAAAUUUGAUUUCUCUCUAGUGUAAUCAUGAUAAUGAAGUAUCUAUUUUAUCAAAGGUGCUCCAUUUUACGAUAUAAACGUUAGAUGUUAAAUUAAUAUAUAUACAAUGUUUAUACAAAAAAUGAUUUUCACACAUUUAUCUUCAUUGCUCUUCCUCAUAUAGUGUAACAAUACAUUUGUAUAAUAUGUCCGAAUGAUAUUUAUACCAAAACACAAUGUAUUACGUGUCGAAUGAUAUGUGUAAAGUGUAUACUUUAUCCAACUGCUAUACGUUACUAUAAAACUUGCUUUUCGUUAUAUAUUGUGCAUGAAAUACGAACAGUUGAACUAUAGAAUGUAUCUCACGACUAGUAUACUCGUAAACUAUCAUACAUCAACAAUGCCAAUUUUUGAGAUAAGAAUCGUUUAUACUGAUAUACAUCGAUUUUCCAGUUAAACACGAUAAGAAUAUAUACUUGCAUACAAGAUAUCGUAAAAUUAAUGGUUACGGUAAAUCACGCAAAUAAUUGUAGAUAAGAUAUAUCAUGUAUCUGAGAAAAUAUUAUGUACUAUCUUUUUUUUUUCUUUAAAAAAUUUUCUCCACGA